AUGGGCCUCGGCGAGGAGCAGGCAGGGCGGUUCCUGGACCGGAACCCCGGCUUUGCCGGCCGCUACUUCACGAAGAGGCUGAGCCCGGAGCAGGCGGCCCGGGCCUGGGGGGCCGGGGCCGGGGCCCCCGCGGGCGCCGCCAGCUUCCGGGAGCUGUGCCAGGUGCGCGAGGCGGCGGGGCUGCUGGAGCUGGUGGGGGACGUGCAGGAGGGCGUGAACAUGGAGCGCGUGCUCUUCAAGCUGCUGCGCCGCCUGGGCCCGCUGCUGCGCGCCGACUGCUGCAGCCUCUUCCUGCUGCGGCAGCGCAACGGCCAGGCCGAGCUCGCCACCCGCCUGUUCGGCGUCCGGCCCGGCCGCGCCCUGGAGGAGUGCCUGGUGCCCCCGGACGCGGAGAUGGUCUUCCCGCUGGACAUCGGCGUCGUGGGCCACGUGGCCCAGACCAAGAGGACGGUGGCCGUGCCGGCCGUGCGCGAGAACCCCCACUUCAGCCCCUUUGCGGACGAGCUGACCGGCUAUGAGACACGGAGCCUCCUGGCCACGCCCAUCAUGAACGGCAAGGACGUGGUGGCCGUGGUCAUGGCCGUGAACAAGCUGGACGGGCCGGGCUUCACCCCCGAGGACCAGGACGUUUUCCUCAAGUACCUGAACUUUGGGGCCUUGAACCUGAAGAUCUACCACCUGAGCUACCUGCACAGCUGCGAGACGCGCCGCGGACAGGUGCUGCUGUGGUCGGCCAACAAGGUGUUCGAGGAGCUGACGGACAUCGAGCGGCAGUUCCACAAGGCCUUCUACACGGUGCGGGCCUACCUCAACUGUGAGCGAUACUCCGUGGGCCUCCUGGACAUGAGCAAGGAGAAGGAAUUCUUCGACGUGUGGCCCGUCCUGAUGGGGGAGGCCCAGCCGUACACGGGCCCUCGGACGCCCGACGGCCGCGAGAUCCUCUUCUACAAGGUCAUCGACUACAUCCUCCACGGCAAGGAAGACAUCAAGGUCAUCCCCACACCUCCUGCCGACCACUGGGCCCUGGCCAGCGGCCUCCCAACCUACGUGGCGGAGAGCGGCUUUAUCUGUAACAUCAUGAACGCUGCCGCGGACGAGACGUUCGCGUUCCAGCAAGGCCCCCUGGACGACUCCGGCUGGGCCAUCAGGAACGUCCUGUCCAUGCCCAUCGUCAACAAGAAGGAGGAGAUCGUGGGGGUCGCAACCUUCUACAACAGGAAGGACGGGAAGCCUUUCGACGAGCAGGACGAGGUGCUCAUGGAGUCCCUCACUCAGUUCCUGGGCUGGUCCGUGCUCAACACCGACACCCACGACAGGAUGAACAAGCUGGGCAACCGCAAGGACAUCGCCCAGGACAUGGUGCUGUACCACGUGCGGUGCGACCAGGACGAGAUCCAACGCAUCCUGCCGACGCGGGAGCGCCUGGGGAAGGAGCCGGCCGACUGUGAGGAGGAGGAGCUGCGGGAAAUCCUGAAGGAGGUGCUGCCCGGGCCCAGCAAGUUCGGCAUCUACGAGUUCCACUUCUCGGAUCUCGAGUGCACGGAGCUGGAGCUGGUCAAAUGCGGCAUCCAGAUGUACUACGAGCUGGGGGUGGUCCGCAAGUUCCAGGUGCCCCAGGAGGUGCUGGUGCGGUUCCUGUUCUCCGUCAGCAAAGGCUACCGGCGCGUCACCUACCACAACUGGCGCCACGGCUUCAACGUGGCCCAGACCAUGUUCACGCUGCUCACGACGGGGAAGCUGAGGAGCUACUACACCGACCUAGAGGCCUUCGCCAUGGUCACCGCCGGCCUGUGCCAUGACAUCGACCACCGCGGCACCAACAACCUGUACCAGAUGAAGUCCCAGAACCCGUUGGCCAAGCUGCACGGCUCCUCCAUCCUGGAGCGGCACCACCUGGAGUUCGGGAAGUUCCUGCUGGCGGAGGAGAGCCUGAACAUCUACCAGAACCUGAACCGGCGGCAGCACGAGCACGUGAUCCACCUCAUGGACGUCGCCAUCAUCGCCACGGACCUGGCGCUUUACUUCAAGAAGAGGACCAUGUUCCAGAAGAUCGUGGACGAGUCCAAGGGCUACGAGGACCGGCGGAGCUGGACCGAGUUCCUGUCGCUGGAGACGACGCGGAAGGAGAUCGUCAUGGCCAUGAUGAUGACCGCCUGCGACCUGUCGGCCAUCACCAAGCCCUGGGAGAUCCAGAGCAAGGUGGCACUGCUGGUGGCAGCGGAGUUCUGGGAACAAGGGGAUCUGGAAAGGACGGUUCUGGACCAACAGCCCAUUCCCAUGAUGGACCGGAACAAGGCAGCUGAGCUCCCCAAACUGCAGGUCGGCUUCAUCGACUUCGUGUGCACUUUCGUGUACAAGGAGUUCUCCCGCUUCCACGAGGAGACCCUGCCCAUGCUGCAGCGCCUGCAGGACAACCGGCAGCACUGGAAGGCGCUGGCUGACCAGCACGAGGAGCGGGUGCGGGCCCUGGAGGAGGAGCGGCAGCAGGAGCAGACCGUGGCCAGGAAAGGGGGCACAGGAAUCUGUAACGGAGGCCCGGCGCCCAAGUCCUCGACCUGCUGCAUCCUGUGA
Molecule: messenger RNA, 2571 nt
Organism: Pipistrellus nathusii (Nathusius's pipistrelle)
Lineage: Eukaryota; Metazoa; Chordata; Mammalia; Chiroptera; Vespertilionidae
Source: the annotation of a GenBank genome assembly